Messenger RNA from Cinara cedri, 493 nucleotides. Lineage: Eukaryota; Metazoa; Arthropoda; Insecta; Hemiptera; Aphididae. The record is from the annotation of a GenBank genome assembly.
AUGGCUUAUUUCUGUGUACCAUGGUUGAUCAGAAAACUCAAUCCAAACAAACAACAAAAACAGCGAUUUGAGGAAAUAGUAAGUCAACUAUAUUUUUUAGACAGGUAACUGAAUUUCUGAUUAAUUUUUGUUCUUUUAAUUUUAAAAUAGGGUCGCGAAAAAUUAAAAAGUCUUGGCGCGAAAAAUGUAAAAAAUGUAAGUAAAAUAUGGGUAUCUAAUAACAUUGUGUAUAAUAAGUAAGUACCUAGAUCUGUACAGUACAACAACAUUAAUGUUUAAUUACAAAAUGCAGCUUACCGAUCAUGAACUAAUGAUUGCUAGCCAGUUGGUUAUUCUUUGUGAUAUAACAGUGUCGUGGAAAAGUAUUGCCGGGCUUAGCGCGGUUAUAGACGGAAUCAAACAAACGGUUAUAUUUCCAGUUCAGAGAAAAGAACUGCUCAGAAACUCGACUUUAACCAAUCCGCCUAGAGGUAUAUUAUUUAAAAUUGAAUGA